Molecule: messenger RNA, 3846 nt
Organism: Anneissia japonica
Lineage: Eukaryota; Metazoa; Echinodermata; Crinoidea; Comatulida; Comatulidae
Product: phosphatidylinositol-glycan biosynthesis class X protein-like
Exons: 7
Coding region: 195-1058 (287 amino acids)
Biological process (GO): GPI anchor biosynthetic process
Cellular component (GO): endoplasmic reticulum membrane
Source: RefSeq, a predicted model, not a curated record
UCAUGCCGGCCUGGCUACUUGGUUCGGCGGGGUUUGUACGGAUAGAUAUUGUUGUUUAAACACCAUUUUAUAAGAACUGUAUAUUUUCCAUGAUGUUACCACAAUUGUGGAAAUGAAGCAGGAUAAAAUAAUUUGAUUCGUGUAAAGAAAAGAAAAAGUGGACAACGAACAGAAGACGCAAAGCGAGGACAAUCAUGUGCAGAAUGGUAAAGCCUGGUCACUACUCUCUGGUGAUGUGCUAUAUGUGGUUGUGUUGUUUACCAAUUUCAUUGACAUCCCAUAUAGACAUAAAAACGAAAAAAAUUUUGAAGAAUUUCCAGCGAGAGAUUGGAGGUCAUGUAAAGGAAGAGAGACUUGUUGCCAUUGACACAGCUCAUUCAACAAUUUCAAGAGAAAUUCAUCUAUCAGGCUUUCAUAGGUAUCUUGAAACAAAGGUACAGCUGCAAUUGUCAUCACAAGAUUUUGAAAAUUCCCUCACUUGUCACAUUCUGAUGAUUGACCACUUACCUAGUGGGGCCUUUGUGGAUCUUGACCAAUUAGAGAAUAGAUUAGAGUUUGGAGGACCUCAAGUUUUGGCUUUGGAACACAUUGAUGUUGAGAAACCACAGUAUUUGUCAAGCGGCCAUUCUAUUUUAAGUUUUCAAACUAAGGUGUUCCCGCCAACGUCUUCUAAUUUUAAUAUAGAAACAGCUUUUCCAAUUCAUCUUCGGUACCACCGACCAUCAAAUCAUCCGACGGUGAAUUUCGCUAAUGUUACCAUCCAUCCUCCCGACAUGAUGGUUCGAUGCGAUUCAGAUCAUGGCGAAUUGUCUCAUCAGAAAUUAGACACAAGGAUAAUCCUUGGCCUGUGUACCGCUAUGAAAAAAAAUCUUUGUCACUGGCAGCUACUGCAGAGAAAUGAGUCCGCGUCAGUCAUUCUUCAAGUACCCGUUGGACAGCAUAGCGACACGGUUGUUGUGUUACUUGGAACAGUUGCUUGCGUGUUCGUUGGUGUGUUAUAUCUUAUCUACAUCUUGUUGAAAACUACUCAAGAGCAAAAGUUACAUUUGGAUAGUUGAAGUUAAUAAUGAAAUCUGAAUCUGAUCUGACCUGUUGCCCUAGUUCAAUUCAGCCCUAUCGCUGUCUUGUGCAAGUCUCAAUCAAUUGCCUACCUGUAUCUUAUACACAUAAAUUGUAAUAAUAUUUUCAUCAGUGACAUAUCUAGGGGAUUAUCGUGGAGGAUGAUGGAGAGGUGCAUGAUAGAAAAAUGUGGGGCACUCCUUGGGGUAUCGAUGUAAUAUUCUAGCCGUGGGGUCGUGUCAAUAUUUUAAACAACUUGAGCAUAACUGCAUUUGAGCAAAGCAUAGGGAAACAUUUUUUCUGGGGCUUGCAUCGCUAGAUAGGUUGAAUGGUCCUUAUUGAAAUGUUAUAUUUUUAUUAUUAUUUUAAUGUAUUUUAUCUGGUUUGUGUAUGAUACUUUUUAUGAAUUUGAAUGUAAUUGUUGUCUUUUUGUACUGGCCUGUGGGAGACAAUUAGAGGACCUACUGAACAUUUGCCCAAGUAUAAAGAAAUAAAUAACCUAAAAUCAUUUUUAUAAUGUUUUAUUAAUACCAUAAUUUACUAUAUAUGCUCAUUGUCUAUUCAUUCUUGUAACCAUAUCUGGUAAUAGAAACCUAGAAACUGUUUACAUUUGAUCCUUUAUUUUUGUAUAGUUUGAUUACUUUCAAUUGAAACUUUUAAAAAAAAUUGAUCAAAACUCUGUAAUAUUUUAUUCCACUACCAGGUUUUGUCUGUUUGCUUUCAUUAACAUUAAAUUGGUUCUUUUUUUAUAUUUAAGUUUAUAGGCAUCCAUAUAUUUUCCUUAAAUAACUGAUAAUUUUUUUAUUUCUAAUAUUUAUUUUCUUUUCUAUGUGAUCCUCUAGUGAAAACGGAGCUGCAUAUCCCUGAAAGUGUUAUCACAAUAAAUAAAGAAGUAUUGUUUACAUGGUUUUAGUAUUAGGAAUAAAUAAAUUUUAUAUGUAAAUACAUUGAGUGUUUUAGAGUAAAAUGAUUUGAGCCCAGGACUAUGGGUGAUGGCAGUCUAACCACAAAAUCUGUUUUAUAAUGGAAAAUAUAUUUCUACAUACUAGCUCUAGUAAAAAAUAUCUCUGACCUUUUAAAGAAGUAAUUUCUUCUUAAAGAAUAUCUGGAAAAACAUAUAAGAAUUAAAUUAAGACAUUUAAUUGAUCAUUAAAAAGAUCAAAAAGGUGUCAAUUUCUGGCAAGACCUGACAGAUUUACAGAUAUUGCUACGGAAAUCCUUAAAUUGUCUGGCAACCAAUUUAAGGAUACAUCAAGCAUUAGGUAUUAUUUAUGCCUCUGUUAAUUGGAUUUUUUUUUCCAUUCCAAUAACAGAUCCACACAAGAAAAAAAUGUUACACACGUCCCCUGCUAGGAAAAUUUUAGUCACACAUCCGUGUGUCCGUGUGAAUGCCAGUGUUUAAAAUUAGCCUGUGUCCGUGUUAUAUUCAUGUCAGAAAACCAGACAACACGGAGGUAAGCUGUAUUAGCAUGUAUGUGCAUAUUCAGAGGACUUGGCUUACCUUUCACUGCGGCGUCGCGCACGUCUUCACUGCCUGCGUUUUAACAUGCUAAUUCACUUGUGUGAAGUUAAUGGUAACUUGGUAGGGAUAUCUUGUCCAGUCCAUGUAACAAUUAGCAUACAUCCCCUGUAAAAGUUUGUCUCGUGUAUUGGGUGUUAAUAGCAAUAACUUAAGUUAUAUACAAAGUAAAUAUGAUUUUUUUAAAUCUUUAAGUUUUAGUGUAUAAUGAUUUGAAUCCAAGACGUUGGCAUUAGAUCGGUGGCAGCCUUUAUGUGGCAAAGACCCUUGGAGGCCAUGCAAAGACAAGCCAAACCAGUCACUCGUUGCAAAUCUUGUUUUGGAGAUAAUGGCCAAAAUAUGCUGGAUUGUCAACAUAUUUUAAAUCUAUUUUAUUGCACUAAGCUUAAUCUUUAUAUAUCUAUCUAUACAUCAUGCUAUGUUGUUAUUUUCCCCAUUUUCAAUGUUAAAACAACAAUUUGUUGAUGGUUUCUGCCCGAGAAAUUCCCGAAAUUGUAAACUUUAAAGGCUGAUUUCUCAAAUAUUGUUCUUUAAACAGCUGUAUGUUAAACUUGCUUCAUAACGAAAUGUCUCAUUUUACUGUUUAACACUGUAUUACUAACAAAAUUUUUUUUUGGCGAGGAUUGACUGGUUUGACUUGUCUUUUGCCACAUAUAUAAAUAAUUUUCAUCUAUAUUGGAAUUUAACCCAAAAUUUGGUUUGGAAAGGAAAACACACUAAAGUACAGCAUUACUUCACUAAUAAUUAGUCUACAAAGCUGUUUCAGUGUCUUGUUCUUGUGUUAAAGCAAUUUUUUUUUUAAUAGGAAGGAAGAAACCUUGGUUAAUUGCCCUACUUCAGUAAUUUCUGUAAAAAUUCAAAAGGUUGCAAAAGUGCAAGCCAGAAAGUACAACGAUCAAAGAGCCGACAUUUUAUGCGCUAUAGAUCAAUGGCAUUACGCAUAAAACAAUUUGUACUUGCGCAGACGUUGGCCUGAAUCAAUCAAUCACACAUUCAUAAUUUCCAUACAACAAUAUAAAAUACCUAAUAAAUUUAAAUAUGUGGGUGAUAUUGAACUGUUCAAUCAAAUAAAUUAUUUCAUUUCUAAUGUGAUCAAAAAGACAAGCCAAACUAGUCACUCGUCGCAAAAAUUGAUUGUUAGUUAAUACAGUGUUGAACAGUAAAAUGAGAGCUAUAAAAUGUAAAAGAAUCAUUUAAAUCCAACAUUUCAUUAUGAAGUUAGAAGUGUUUAAACAUACAGCUGUUUAAAGAACAAUAUUUGAGAAAUC